Messenger RNA from Solanum tuberosum (potato), 914 nucleotides. RefSeq names its product protein PXR1. The record is from RefSeq and is a predicted model, not a curated record. The transcript has 2 exons. NCBI's taxonomy places the organism in Eukaryota, Viridiplantae, Streptophyta, Magnoliopsida, Solanales, Solanaceae. The coding region runs from base 42 to 644 and encodes 200 amino acids.
GAUGACUACUAUACUUGUUGCAUCACCAUAGAAGCAUUAAAAUGUCGCUUUACCGGCAGCUCCUCCGUAAAACCCCGGCGGCCCAAACCCUAAAACCCAUUCUCCGAUCAAUUUCCACCGCCGCCGAUUCCACAUCUACCGCCGUACAAUCGCAUCACAAUGACCACCAGCGGAACCAUGAGUUCCGUCCACCGAGCGACUACCUGAAUUCAUGGACAGCACCUAAGGAUCCUAAGGAGGCGGAGGCUAAACUAGCCCGUUUGCGCCGUGAAUAUGCGAAGAAAGUGAAGGAGGUGAGGAAAGAGUACAUACAAGAAAUGGAGCUUCAGAGGAUUGAGAAGAUGAGAAAAGAUGAAGCUAAAAAAGAGGCUCAGAGGAUUGCUAAUGAGGAACGCAAGGUUGCUAAAGCUGCUGAGAAGAAAGCGAAGGCGAAGGAGAGAGAGGCUGCUGAAGAGGAGUUCCGCAAAACUCUGCUUAAAGAAAGACAGGAAAAGGUUGAAUAUUGGAGGAUGAGGGAAAAGAACUUCUCGAAGAAGAAGAAAGAGAAAAAUAAUCUUCUACAACGGCAAAGUUCCAUGUGGAUUGAUGAGAAAGAGUUGGAGAAAAAGACACUUGAGGCUAUCGUUGACACUGUUCAUCUUUGAAUUGUUUUCUUUCUCAAACAUUUUUGGUCGGAGUGUUGUGUUGUUGGUAGGAGGACUGUUUUGAAUAAAUUCGAACAUGUGUAACUUGAUUACUUGGAUAGGAUUCUCACCCUUUCCGCGGGGAACAUUUGGGAAAAUUGACUCGUGUUCUUCAAUUGCCAAAUCUGGCAGAAAAUUUACUGUAAAACAGACUUGGGAUGCCAUCUUAUGAACUCAGAAUUGCCUCUUUCUCUUUCAGAGAAUUGUUUGUGAAUCUUUACUUUCAUGAAA